Messenger RNA from Aureobasidium pullulans EXF-150, 1062 nucleotides. RefSeq lists its product as uncharacterized. The coding region runs from base 1 to 1062 and encodes 353 amino acids. The record is from RefSeq and is a predicted model, not a curated record. The transcript is spliced from 2 exons. NCBI's taxonomy places the organism in Eukaryota, Fungi, Ascomycota, Dothideomycetes, Dothideales, Saccotheciaceae.
AUGUCUGACCAUCAAACCAUUCCAGACUCCAAUAUGUCUGAUCGCCACAACAACUUGCCACCUACCUCGAAAACAGAAAACAUCACAGCAAUGAGCGAUCGCGUGAGCCCUACUGCACAGCAGGCAGCUGUACCUACCGAGAACCCUCCAUCGCCUCAGCACGCCAACGGCCAUGGUCACCAUCACGAGCACCACCACCACACCGCACAAUACGGAGGCAACAUCAAUCCCCACGAGACUGCCGAGCAUGUCAUGGCUGUCUUCGACCGUCAGAUGAUGGCGCUUUCCGAUGAAAACACCCUAGCAAGCCACACCCAGGCAUGUGAGAUUGCCGAGAUGCUCCUCGAGCGUGCAGAGCUUCCACUGGCUUUCCGUGUUCACGCUCAUAUCGUGCUGGGCUGCGGUAAGAAUGGCUAUCUUCACCACGCCAAUGAAGCUGUGCGCUUCGCCGAGAUGGGCCAAAGGAUCUAUGGUCCUGGUAAAACCGCUGAAGCCCAAGCUGCUGUCGAAGAUCUGAUGUGGCAGGCUCGAGAGACUCUUCGUCGCGCUGAGCGUGAUAUGGAGGAACUGGAGGGCAUCAAAGAGAGCGUCAAGGCUGGACAUCUGGAGUUGAAGAAAGGUCAGAAGCUCGUGUACGGUAAUCUCAAUGACGACCAUGACAAGGCAAUCCCCAAACCCUCCACGUUCCAACCUGCAACUCCCAGCGCUAGCGAGAUCGGCAAGAAGUCGAGCGACAAAGCCUCGCCCGCCGAAGCUGACGCCCAGGUCAUCAGUACCUCCGACAAGCCCGGUGAAGAGAUCAGUGGCGAGGAAGAAGAGGACAAGGAACCUGAGAAGGAGCAAGACAUGGAGUCCGGAGAAGGUGAAGGUGAAUGGAAGCGUGACGAUCAGUUUGGUGUCCAAAGACUUCCAGAGAGACUGAUUCGCACAGCGCUCGGUGGACAGAAAUCAGGCUCUGGCAUGGUGAAUCCCGAGAGCACCCAUCAUGCCACACCUCGUCGCUCAACGCGCUCCAAGGGUUUCAACAAGGACUACUUCACUGGCAAACCUAGAAAGCCUUAG